UUACUCUCAUCGAAUGCCAUCAUUCCAUUACAUUAUAGGAAUCCUUUCCGCAGCGCUCCCUCGCUUUCUUCAUGGGAGAAUCGAAUUCUCAAGACGUAAUAGUUGCAUCCUUGCCAAGCCUCAUCAUUUCGACUUCUCCGCUGCCAAACCGCUUGCAUGGCUUUGCGCCUUCGAACGGAGAAGCUCUUUCUGCUCGGAUACCCAGACUAUUGGGAAAACAAUACAUCACAUGUCCCAUUAUUGGCUUUCGAUUCGGAACCCUGGCGAACGAGCCAGCAGAUUGUCGCAGCUAGGGGUGCCAGAAGAUAUGCUGCAUGCUCGGGAUUCUCAACACGUCUGUCGCUCUCCAUCAUCCUCCGACAGAGCCACGAGAGCUGGCACGAAGACCCUCACAAACCUAAUAAAGUGGUGAUGCCACAUCCGCCUCUGAUACUUUCUGUUUGCAUUACUCACACGAUUCAUGGAUGGGGGAAUCACCUGAGCAUUGGGAAGGGCAUUGGGCGGCAACUUAGCUGCAUGUAGAAUUUUAUUCCCUUGACCGUUCAACUGAUCUGCGGGACCGAUACGGUGUUGGUCGCUGGCCAUUACACACGUCUACACCAUUAUCCACCGAGAUCACUGGCGGAUGCUUCUAUCUGCCAUAAGGUUCGGAUGCUACACAGCACUUUGGCAGGGGAACGAUUCAUUCGUUUGUGUGCCCCGGGGCGUGGAUGUUUUGCUGGAUAUCUGAUAGUGGGAGUCUGAUAUUGUCGACAAUUAAAAGAAUUAAUAAUAGAUAUUCACC
This is a messenger RNA of Botrytis cinerea B05.10, 784 nucleotides long. RefSeq lists its product as hypothetical. NCBI's taxonomy places the organism in Eukaryota, Fungi, Ascomycota, Leotiomycetes, Helotiales, Sclerotiniaceae. Bases 14 to 412 code for a protein of 132 amino acids. The record is from RefSeq and is a predicted model, not a curated record. The transcript has 2 exons.